GGAGAGUGAUGGAGUGAGAUCAACCUACCAGCUGUAGAGAGUGCGAGCAGGGUUGUUUGAAUGAGCCACAGUGGCGAGGGAGAGUGUGUGUGUGUGUGCGAGGGAGAGAUAGAUAGAGCUAUUGAGGGGGUAGGGUAGGUGAAAGAGUGUGUGUCUGAGAGAGAGAGAGAGGUUGUCAGACCCCCAUCGAAGUAGAGGCUGCUGCUCAGUGCAGUUGCUCUGGGUCCCAUUGAUACCCAUUUGUAGAGUGGGAAGAGCUGAAAAUGUAAUUUUGAAAGGAGAAAAAAACAUGUUUUCUUUUUUUUCUCUUUCCUUAUUUUUCCUUCUGGAUCUUUCCUCAUCUCCAAUCUGGUCCUCCUUGCUCUCUUUGUGGUUGUAUGAAGGAGGUCACUGCGGAUACAAAGUAACGGAGCACAGUCCAAACAACACUGUAGAAGCAUGUUUUUGGGGGUGAAAACGAUGUCGCACGGGACAACCAUGUCACGUUGCAACAAUAGCAAUGUCACCCGGCCCUCUCUGCAGUGACCCUGCACAGCAAAGGAUGCUGGGAAAUAACAAACACUAUUAUCCCGGGGAGGACGACAAGGAUGGGGAGGAUGAGGAAGAGGAAGAGGAGCAGGGACAAGAAAACAACAAGGGGGAUGGUAGAGAGAAGGAGAAUGGAGGGAUGGAAGGGCUCGAGGAGAUUGAGAUGAAGGGAGGCAGACAAUCACGCGAAGGGAAAGGGGAGGGAGGUAAACCCUCAGCCAUUGUGGUUGGAAGGCAGAGAGGGGACCGGACACUGAGGCCAGACAAUCCAGGAAAUAGAGGCAUCCCUUAUACGUCCAAUCAGGCCCCUCAUAAGCAGCAGCACCAGCAGCAGUAUCACCCGGCCCCAUCCACUCAGACCCAGAAAAGACGUGCUCACAUGGAGCGCAGUAUGACCACAGUGGCACCCAUAGAGGACACUCGACUGACCAUGAUGGUGUUCCGCAUUGGAAUCCCUGACAUCAAACAGACAAGGUGUCUGCAGUUUGACCCUGACUUCACAGUUUGGAGCGCCAAGCAGGAGGUCAUCUGUUCGUUGAGCGAGCCACUGUGGGACGUCUAUAACUAUGGCCUCUUUCAGCCCGCCGGAGACGGAUGCGAUGCCAUGUUCCUGGAGGAGGAGUGCUGCCUCCGAAACUACCCACAGUCCUUUGAGAAAGGGGUGCCUUACCUGGAGUUUAGGUACAAGACCAGGGUAUACAAACAGACAAACCUGGAUGAAAAACUACUUACAAAAUUGCACACCAAGGUGAGUCUGAAAAAGUUCAUGGACUACAUUGCAAGUGGAUCAAUAGAUAAGAUGUCAAAAGCCCUGGAAAAAGGUCUCGACCCAAACUACCAUGACCCUGACAACGGAGAAUCCCCACUGUCUGUGGCGGUGCAGUCUGGCAUGACAGUGGAGGGGAUCAGGGUGCUCGUUCAGGGUGGGGCCCAUGUGGACUUUAGAACCAGAGAUGGACUGACAGCUGUACACAAGGCUGUCAGGGCACACAAUCACGUUGCACUGCUGGCUCUUCUGUCCCUGGGAGCAUCUCCUAACUACAAGGACCGAUGUAGCCUGACCCCACUGUACCACUCAGUGCUGACAGGUGGCGACACCUCCUGCUGCGAGACCCUACUCUACUACAGGGCCAGACUGGGAGUGAGGGAUGAGAAUGGCUGGGAGGAGUCUCACCAGCUCAGGGAUGAAGAGGAAUUUGGAAUGCAAGAGAUACACAAGGCCUGCCAGAAUGGUUUUGCCCAGCACUUGGAGCACCUUCUGUUCUAUGGGGCAGAUACCACUUCUCAGAAUGCCUCAGGGAACACCGCACUUCAUAUUUGUGCUCUGUAUAAUAAGGAAAGCUGUGUUCGUGUUCUGCUCUACAGAGGGGCCAGUAAGGAAAUUAAGAACAAGCAUGAACAAACCCCCUUUCAGGUAGCAGUAAUGUCGGGCCAUUUUGAACUUGGGGAAAUCCUCAAAAACCACAGAGAUGCAGAUGUAGUGCCCUUUCUGGAAUCCCCAAAGUAUGCUCCCAAAAGAGGAGAGAGUGCACGCACGCUCCCUCUCCUCAUGGCUCACCCCUACCCCCUCCUGCGUGCUAACAGUGAUAACAGCAUGACCCUGCCUGACCCCAUGGCCCUAUCCAACAAGGCUGCUGGAGCCAAUCCCAUCCCUGGAAAGGGUCGCAGGGCCUCUGAGGGUGUGAGGAGCUCCAGCAGUCCCAGGGCCCGUACCCGCUCCCCGUCGCGAGGAGGAGGGCAGAGCGACACGGAGGAGAGGCAUCAAAGCAAACCACAGCGCGGCAGACAGGGUGCGACCUCAGCGGGUAGUGGCGGGUGGUCAGCUGGGGGUCAGAUGAGGCAUAUGUACAGUGCGGUCCCAGGGCGAGUGUACAUGGCCACGAGGGCCUACACUGCCCACAGAGACAAAGAGCUCAGCAUCAGCAAAGGAGACAAAGUCAAAGUGUUGAGUGUUGGAGAGGGGGGGUUCUGGGAGGGCACAGUGAAAGGUCGUACAGGCUGGUUCCCCUCAGAUUGUGUGGAGGAGGUCGGUCCUCCCAGUAAGGACAAUCGAUCAGAGACGCGCAGUGAGAAAGCCAAGAGGAAGCUGUUCCGUAAUGUCACCAUGGGAGCAUAUGAUGGCGUGGAUGGCCCCAGUGACUACAUCAUUAAGGAGAAGACAGUGCUCCUGCAGAAGAAAGACAAUGAGGGCUUUGGCUUUGUGCUUCGGGGAGCCAAAGCCCAGACUCCUAUAGAGGAGUUCACGCCGACCCCAGCAUUCCCUGCGCUGCAGUACCUGGAGUCUGUGGAUGAGGGCGGUGUGGCCUGGAGGGCUGGCCUAAGGAUGGGGGACUUCCUUAUUGAGGUCAAUGGUCACAAUGUCGUGAAGGUGGGCCACAGGCAGGUGGUCAACAUGAUCAGACAAGGUGGCAACACUCUGAUGGUCAAGGUUGUCAUGGUGGCCCGCAACCCGGAGAUGGAGGACACCAACCCCAGGAAGAAAGUCCCCCAGCAGGCUAAGAGGCUGACUCCUCCUGCCAUUGCCCUGCGCUCCAAAUCAAUGACAUUAGAGCUGGAAGACAUGGUGGAGAAAGGUGGGAAAAGGUUGAGUUGUGUAUCAUCAUUGUCAUCAUCAGUGUUAAAGUAUGUACUGGGUUCAUUCGUGUUAUUUUGUGAUAUUACAGCAGUCUCGGUAUACUGUCAUAGCAUAAUAUACGAGUCCUCCCAGGUGCCUGAUAAGAAGAGGACAGUCUAUCAAAUGGCACUAAAUAAACUGGAUGAGAUCCUGGCAGCAGCUCAGCACACGAUUGCGUCAGACGGACAGGGGCAGCGGGGUCACGGGGGGAAGAGAGAACGAACCAAGAGCAUCGCCCCCAAUGAGCCAAGUCAUGACCAGUUGGUUGGUGUAAUGCCGCCUGGCUUCAACCAGGGUCAGUAUCCCCCCGGCCAUCCGCAUGGAGUAAUGUUGCGACAGAAAUCUAUUGGUGUGACGGAGGAGGAGAGGCAGUCCCUUCACACCCCGACUAUGAAACUGGCCCGUAGCCUGUCGGAGGACAUCCCCCCUCCCCCCAGCACAUCCGCCCCAGAACCCCCCUUGUCUGCUGGACCCCACACUGCUCGGAGGGGGGAGCAGUCUGCCCCCCAGCCACUGUCCUCCCAGGCCCAGGCCCACUACCAGGCCCUCUCCACCCAACAACAAGCAGCGAUUGAUGCCCAGGCAGGUUGGGACAGUCAACAGCACGGCAUGACCACCACCCUCCAGAGAGGAGGAGGACAACACACAGGGGAUCCCACGGAGGGGACGAGGAGAGGAGGAGGAAAAAUGGGGGCAUUGAGGAGGGGCUACAGUAGUGCUACUCCACCUACAAGUGCAGCUCCCACAACUCAACAGCAACCCCAGCAGCAACAGCAGCCCCAGCAACAGCAAGUGGCGGCCCGCGAGAGGAUCGGCGGGGCAAGCAGGGGCGGGGGAGUCAGGAAGGGCGGGAGGGGCCCUCUAGUGAAGCAGCCCACAGUGGAAGGUGGGCUCGGCAGGCACCACAGAGGGGGGCAAGGCCAGGGGGGUAAAAGCUCCGGGGCCAAAGAGAAGAGCUCCAUCCCCAUCCCCACCAUCAUCGUCAAGGCUCCAUCCACCAGCAGUGGCAGUGGCCGCAGCAGCCAGGGCAGCAGCAUGGAUGCCGAGCAACCGCCUCCCGACAUAGACGACCCUACCUCCCCCCCUGCCUCUCCCGACACCUCCACCACCCCCGGCCCGCCUUCCACCGUGGCCCCUUCACCACCCCAGCCCCCUGUCUCCUCCCCCAUGACCCCUUCGACUGUCGCCCCCCAGCUGCCCCCUAACCUGGAGAACCUGGACUUCACCACCCAGUUCGGUGGGGCCUUCGUCGGGGCAGCGCGCCGGGACCGGGAACGUUUCCGUGACAUGAGGAGGAAGAGUGCUUCCUUCUUCCUCUCCUCUGAAGAGGAUGUCCAAGGGGAGGCGGGGGGAGGUGGAGGGGUAUGGACCCAGCCCCUACAGGGGAUGGGGAUCGAUGUCCCCACCCCCCGCCUCCGCCCUUCCAAGUCGAUUGACGAGGGCAUGUUCUCUAGGGACAAUUACAUCCACUACGCCAGCAGUAUGCCCCCUGCCUUUGGGCUACCUGAGUACCACUCCCCUGUGAUGGGCCAGGAUGGCCAGCCCAAGUCCGCUCCCUCCAACUACGGCCCAGGCACUCCAGCCACCACCUUCAUCCACCCUCUGACUGGGAAAGUCCUGGACCCCUCGUCCCCCCUGGGCCUGGCGCUGGCUGCACGAGAGAGGGCCCUCAAGGACGACCGGAGGACCCGACGGGAGGAGCGGCACUUUGGCCGGCAGAUGUCCAGCGUGGGGGUGUUCCCUACAUCUCUCCCGUCUCCCACGCCAUCCCUGUUUUCCACAUCCACCACCACCACCUCACACGCCUCACUGAACCGCCCACAGUCACCCAGGAUAUUACGCUUGGGAGGGGGAGGAGAGAGAGUGGAGAGGGACCAGGCGGCUGGAGCCAGAGAGGGCCUCAGAGUUCGGUUUUCAGAGGACAGAACCAAUCAGUACCAGACCCAAUAUUACCAACAGAGUCCAAGAGACAGGGAGCCACCUGGCCCACCCAUGCAGCCGCCCGGCCCGCCGCCUCAGCCUGCACCCCGCAGACCCUCGUUCCUGCAGAUGGAGAGCAGUGCAAACGCUAGCUACAUCCCCCAGUACACCCUCACCGCAGCCCCAGCACACCCACAUGAAGGUGGGGGAGAGGGAGGAGUUGGAGGGGGACUGGGGCUCAUGGUUCUUCCCCCGCCUGCACCCUCGAUAGAUUUGGACGAUGAGUUUGUCUUUGUUGACCCCCUGCCCCCUCCCUUGCAGUUCGCCAAUGGCCAAGGCCAGCGAGAAAUGCAGAGGGGGUACCCUCAACAGCAUCAACACUCAGCUCAACACGUCUCUUCCGCCAUGCCACCCCCACCGCCCCCCCUCCCCUCUCCUAAAGUACCUCCACCAGGAGGCUUCCCCUCCAACGCCCCCCUCCCCUCCCCCCAGGCCGGGGACUCUGCCGCCUCCAGCCUCACAUCCUACGACAGCGAGGUGGCCAACCUCACCCAGUCAGGUCUAUCUCCCUCCCUUCCCUCACCCCAGAUAUUCCCCCCUUCCUCCACCACUACAGCCACCUCCAUUUUACCCGCACCUGCACCCUCACUCCACAGACCCCAGCCCAUGUCGCAUACACACCCCUUCUUCAAUGACCCCACCGUACCAGUUAACCCCGCUAAUAUGGGUGCCCCUGCUCCCCAAAUGACCUCAGCACAGUACCGCGGCCCGGCCACCCUCACCACAACUAUGACCUACGCCACAACAACGACCAUGACCGCCGCCGCCACUGUUACCACAGCCUCUGUGGUGUCGUCAGACUACAACGCGUCUCUGAAAGCCCCCAGAACCGCCAUCAACACUGCAAGCAAGGCAGGAGACCACCACCCCUCCAUGAUGAAGACUGGAGACUGGCAGACAGAGACGGUGGUGGACUCUGGGAUCGAGGAGCUGGACAGCCACAACAGCGGCGACCAGCACCUGGAAAUACUGGGAGUGAGUGAACUGACAGGUGAGAGAGGAGGAGGAGGAGGAGGAGUAGAAGGGGACGGAUGGGGUGGCGAGCACCCAGAUCCUUAUAUGACCUACUCAGGUGGGCAAGAGUUUGAAGCACACCCCACCAAACACAUGACCAAACCAACCGUGUAUCCAAAGACGAUGCAGUACAAAGAGGGCGGUAUCAAGGACACAAGGGAAGCAUUGCGUCGACAGGUGAGCACCAACCCGCCCUACCAGAACACCCCACCACACCCCCAGAGACAGGCUAACCCAGAGGAGGAGGCCAGGAGAGGAGAGGGAGGAGCAGCGGACGAGAGGAAACAACGUAGACAGAGUCGACCCAAGAUGGAGGACGGCUUCGGUUCCACCCUGGCUGCCUGUCUGGAGCGGCCCAACACCUUGGAGCCAAGGGGUUCAACCGAGGGGGUCGACCCGGGACAGGGCCUGGAGCGAGGUGAGGCCCAGAGGGACGGGAUGUCUAUUGAGGGGCGCAGGCUGCACUCGCCACUCUCGGGGAUGAAGGCCAGCAUCAUCAACGAGCUGAGCUCCAAGCUUCAGCAGAUGAGCAAUAAGAGCACAGACGACUGGGGUCAGUCUGAGAUGCGAGGUCAGAGUCCCAUUAGUCUGAGUUCACCCACAAUGCACAGAUAUUCUGGGGAUUUCUCCGCCUCGUUUCAGAGCCCCCCCACAGCCCGCUCCACUUCCCCCUUACCCACCUCCUCCCCGCAGCAUCGCCCACCAAUCCUCACCCCCAAUCUCACCGCCACCCCCUCCGGCUCGCCCUCCCACCAGCCCACGCUGCAGCCCAAAUGGACCCGCUCCCCCUCUCCCCAGAUACCCACCUCCCCCUCUCACUUCUCUCACCCUCCUCUCUCCCCCACCUACUCACCCUAUCCCACGUCACCCAAACACCGCACUAAGUAUCGUGGAGCCAAGAUUUUUGACUUCCAGUGUACCCCUGGUCCAGAGCUGAGGUCGUCUGUGUCACGCCGGCGCGCCCCCAGCCCCCUCAUAUACUCCACAGACCGCCCCAGCCCCGCCCCUCCCAGACCCUCCUCCCUCCCCAUCCUCCCCAGCACCCAUGUCUACAACACCCCCUUUGAUUUCCCCUCACCCCUCACCCCUUCAUCCCCAAGCCACACCCUAGGAGACUCUUACAACCCCUCCACACCGCCUCUCUUCCCCACAUCCCCACAACCUCCCAGUGCCCUCCUGGUCUCCCGCUCCCUUUCACCCACCCAGUUCCUCUCCGGCGCCUCCUCGCCCUCCAUGCACAUGCCCCCCUCUCCGUCCUGCCUCAGCUAUCCCCACCACACCCCUCCUCCCCCAGCCAAACCCUUUACCAUCAAGCCCCUGUCCUACUGGACGAGGUGGGACGUGGCCGACUGGCUGGCCUACCUAAACCUGGGGGAGCACCGGGAGCGCUUUCUGGACAACGAGAUUGACGGCUCCCACCUGCCCUCCCUCACCAAGGACGACUUCCUGGACCUGGGGGUGACGCGUGUCGGCCACCGCAUGAACAUCGAAAGAGCGCUGAAGACACUGACUGACAGGCUCUUCUCUCCCAUGCAUGAGCCUAGCCCCUCCCCUGUGCCACAGACUGAGAGAGUGAAAGAUGAGGUGACUCAGAGCUCAGAGAAAGACAGAGAAACAAACUGACUGAGAUGAAAGCUAAUGAAGACCAUUGGACACAAACAGACUGAGUUGGACCUCAGACAGGAAGCGAACGUAAUGGACAAGGCUUAAACACGCCAAGAGAGAUUUGGUAUGAGUGGAAUACAAUUGUUUGGAAUCUUUCUUGAGAUGAACAUUGAUUACACGUGUUGGUCAAAAGAGGGUAGAAACACUUACGACACACACUCAUGUCUAAAACUAUACUAUUUACACACACUGUACAACUACUGAUGAAUAGGCUUUUAAUUCACACAUGGACACACACACAUUUGACUGGUGAUUCUCACACUCCAUUUGCUGCCUGAGUUACAGUAAAAGGAGAAAUGCUAACAAGAACCUUGAGAUUGGAGUGCUGCUACCCAUACAGAGAGGGUAAGCCCAUGGAUAUACUAAAGGUGGUGGUGAAGUUCCUCUAAUAAACAGUGAGGGCCAUAUUCAAACUUGUCCUGAGGUUCAUGUGCACACAUUGACUUUACGCGUAUUGCAUCAUGGGAUUGGAAGCUAUUGUUGGAAUGUAUAAACGUCAGAAUAUGGUCAUAAUAUGGAAAGAUACAUUCAUUGGUUUUGUACCAAGUGCUGAUUGCAAUCAUUCAUUUCAAAUAGGUCAGGGUGUUAUUCAUAUUUAAUCGUUCAAACGUGUGUUUAAUGACAAAUAUUCUAAAAGAUACAAGACAUAUAGUCAUAAAAUGACAUAAUUAUUAUCAUGGUUAUUAUCUUUACAAAGGCUGGCUGGAGUAUGUCAGAGAGGGGCAAAGGGGAGUAAAAUCUGGGUUUGUUUUUCCCUGAGACACGGCUAUAAGGUGUCCACAGCCAUGUUUGAGAGUUCGCUAUGAACUCAAGUCAUUUUACAUUACACAGCUUUUUACCGGUCAUUCAUGAUGUUGACGUUGAUGUUUACGAGCAGAGCACAUGUCCAGGGGAUGUGAGUGUCUUUUGUCCCGUACUCACACACACACAGGUGCAACAAUCAAAAAGGGCUUAUACCGUGCGUCUGUCAGUCUUUAUGGUGUCUGGCUACCUUGGCCUUUUCCCUCUGAGUGUUUGUACGCGUACGAAGAUCUGUUCGUCAGCCUGCCUUGUUACCCAUGAUCCUUUACCCACCCUCUGCCCCUCUCUCUUAUGCCUUCUCCGCAACUCAACGGGCCCGUUUUCCAAACAUUUGAAAACGUAGAGAUGUAUAUUUUGCACCGGUUGACAAUCCUAACUUUGCCCUAUUUCAUAAACUUCUCUUCGAAAUCUGGAAACUUUCUCAGAUCCACAUAUUUCAGAAAAAGACACACACACACACAAACACACACGCGCACUCGCACGCACGCACACACACACACACACACACACACACACACACACACACACACACACACACACACACACACACACACACACACACACACACACACACACACACACACACAUACACAGGCUCUUUUAGAUACCUAUUUGCUAUUGCCUUCGGUGAAAUGCAUUGUAAGGUGAGGAAUACACAAAAACUUUUUACACAUAAUUUAUAGGUCUAUAUCAGUGAUGGGCAACUUUGAUGGGGGUGGGGGCCACAAAAUCUGAACUCAUCAUGAGGGGCUGCAGUGGCUUACGGGUCUGCGUACCCACAUCCAUACCUACACAUGUAGUCAGAGCUAGCCCUAGCCUUUUUGGGACCUAAGUGACAAGUUUGCUGCAAUUCUACACAUUCGGCCAUGAUGGGGUGGAGAGAAAAUGUAGCAAUUGUAUAACACAUUUCAUGCAAUUCUACUCAUUUUGCCAUAGGGUGGAAAGAAAUGUUGCAGUUUUUAAUAUAAUAUCUGUGUGAGAGUAACUAAGAAAAUCAAUAGAAAAUCAGUAAUUCAAACAUUAUUACCACAAGUUUAGAUAUCUGGCUGGACUAACUUUCCAAUCUAAAAAAAUUUAGCUGACAAAGGGCUAAUUGAGUGACUGUCAGUGACUGACCUACCAAAAGCAGAACCCAAACUCAGUCCCCCCCAAUUAUUUUAAUUUUAAUUUUAGAUAUAUACAGUGCCAGUCAAAAGUUUGGACACACUUACUCAUUCAUGGGUUUUUCUUCUUUUUUGAAAAACUAUUUUCUACAUUGUAGAAUAAUAGUGAAGACAUCAAAACCAAUGGUGUAUCGCUGCAGAAUGCUGUGGUAGCUAUGCUGGUUAAGUGUGCCUUGAAUUCUAAAUAAAUCAUUGACAGUGUCACCAGCAAAGCACCCCCACACCAUCACACCUCCUCCUCCAUGCUUCACGGUGGGAACCCCACAUGUGGAGAUCAUCCGUUCACCUACUCUGCGUCUCACAAAGACAUGCCGGUUGGAAACAAAAAUCUCAAAUUUGGACUAAGCACAGAUUUCCAAAGGUCUAAUGUCCAUUGCUCGUUUCUUGGCCCAGGCAAGUCUCUUCCUCUUAUUGGUUUCCUUUAGUAGUGGUUUCUUUGCAGCAAUUCAACCAUGAAGGCCUGAUUCACACAGUCUCCGCUGAACAGUUGAUGUUGAGAUGUGUCGGUUACUUGAACUAUGUGAAGCAUUUAUUUGGGCUGCAAUUUCUGAGGCUGGUAACUCUAAUGAAUUUACCUUCUGCAGCAGAGGUAACUCUGGGUCUUCCUUUCCUGUGGCGGUCCACAUGAGAGCCAGUUGCAUUAUAGGGCUUGGUGGUUUUUGCGACUGCACUUGAAGAAAUGUUCAAAGUUCUUGGAUUGUUCCGGAUUGACUGACCUUCAUGUCUUAAAGUAAUGAUGUACUAUCGUUUCUCUUUGCUUAUUUGAGCUGUUCUUGCCAUUAUAUGGACUUGGUCUUUUACCAUAUAGGCCUGUCUUCUGUAUACCAUCCCUACCUUGUCACAACACAACUGAUUGGCUCAAACACAUUAAGAAGGAAAGAAAUUCCACAAAUGAACUUGUAACAAGGCACACCUGUUAAUUGAAAUGCAUUCCAGGUGACUACCUCCUGAAGCUGGUUGAGAGAAUUCUGAGAGUGUGCAAAGCUGUCAUCAAGGCAAAGGAUGGCUACUUUGAAGAAUCUCAAAUAUAAUUUGAUUUGAUUAACACUUUUCUGGAUACUACAUGAUUCCGUAUGUGUUAUUUCAUAGUUUUGAUGUCUUCACUAUUAUUCUACAAUGUAGAAAAACCCUUGAAUGAGUAGGUGUGUCUAAACGUUUGACUGGUGUGUGUAUGUAUGUAUAUAUAUAUACAUACAUAUAUCAUUAUUUAUAUAUAUUUUUUGUAUUGAUCCGCGGCCCUGUAAAAGGUGGCGGCCCGCAGAUUGCCCAUCCCUGGCCUAUAUAAUAUAUUGAUUAUGAUAAUGACAAUAAUAACAUAAAUUAUAGUAUAAUUUAACAAUAAUUAUUAUAUCAAUGGUUAGGUAUAUGUAAACAUUUUAAACACUAAAGAAUCUCUGUCUUCCAGAUAGUGUGAGAAACGUUUUGAAGCUACUUGUUUUCUUUCGUUCUCUUUAUUUAUUAUUUCCGGUACAUGCUUUCUAUACUGCUCUACUAGUCCGACCACUACCUGCUCUAUUAUUCCUGUGAGACUAAUGCACAACAACACGCAUUCUUUAAGGUUGUUGCCAUUCAAGAACCUUCUGAUGGAAAUGAUUGAGUGGUAGUGUAGAAAGCAUUAUGUUCUAUGAUUUAAAGAGUAUUUUAGGACUAGUAAUAUAAACAUAUGAUUAUGAUGAAUAUAUACAGUAUGAGCAAAUGUAUGCAGAAAUAAGAUGUAUUUAUGAAGUUUUGUUUAAAAUGAAAUACGGAAAUAUACUGAUAAAAUAUGAUAAGAGUUAUAAUUAAGGUGUUGAAAUAAAUGCUGAAUAAACUA
Molecule: messenger RNA, 11578 nt
Organism: Oncorhynchus keta (chum salmon)
Lineage: Eukaryota; Metazoa; Chordata; Actinopteri; Salmoniformes; Salmonidae
Product: SH3 and multiple ankyrin repeat domains protein 1-like
Exons: 27
Coding region: 500-7759 (2419 amino acids)
Cellular component (GO): postsynaptic membrane; postsynaptic density; dendritic spine
Molecular function (GO): ionotropic glutamate receptor binding; synaptic receptor adaptor activity
Source: RefSeq, a predicted model, not a curated record